Coniosporium apollinis CBS 100218 is the source of this 2055-nucleotide messenger RNA. RefSeq lists its product as uncharacterized. Gene Ontology annotation, biological process: DNA-templated transcription. The coding region runs from base 1 to 2055 and encodes 684 amino acids. Gene Ontology annotation, molecular function: zinc ion binding; DNA binding. The record is from RefSeq and is a predicted model, not a curated record. NCBI's taxonomy places the organism in Eukaryota, Fungi, Ascomycota, Dothideomycetes. The transcript has 4 exons.
AUGGCCCUGCAAAGGAGCUCAGAAGAGGAAGCCGCGUAUGUUCUACAGCGCCUAAAAACAAGCGACCAUUAUCAACUGGCGCAGCAAAUCCGUGACGGUCAAUUGCUUGCGGAAUUCCGGGGCGACGAACUUUCGCCCCCUUACAGCAGCAGUGGUUACACUCCCGACACGUCAAGUCCUCGCCCGCCAGUCAGCGUGCGUCUUGCGCAAUAUGAAGAACUUGUCCGGACGCUUGCGAAUGCAACUCCCCUUGAAGUCGAAGAAAUCAUCGGGCGGCUUCGAAGGGAGAACAACGUUCCCUCGAUCCUCUCAGCAGUCAAGACAGGCUCACUUUCUCAACCUCUCAGCACGCGCGAAUCCGACCCAAGCCCUGGCAUCGAGGCGGAGUAUGCAGGAGGCGAGCAGAAUUUUGGGCUCGUAAAAGGCCCCACUGCCCAGUCUCUUGAGGACCAGCAACAUCGAGUGCCCGAUGCACACACGCCGCUGAACAACCAGUCAUGGACGACAGUCACGGACGACCGCGACUUAAUCGAGUAUCUUCUUUCGCUGUACUUUUCAUGGCAACAUUGCUUCUUUCAGAGCUUUCCGGAAAAGCUUUUUCGCGAAGAUAUGGCUGCCGGCCGUACAAAAUAUUGCUCUCGGCUGCUGGUAAACGCUAUAUGCGCCGCCGGUUGCCUCCUGUAUAACCACACAGAGCCCGAUCACAACUCUUUCGAUCCCCGUACAGCCGGUUCGAGAUUCUUUGAUGAGGCCGUCAAGAUCCUGAAUGACACGGAACAGCCAAGCAUUCCAACCACUGCAGCACUGUACCUCUUGUGCCAUGUUGAAGGCAGCCGAGGCCGCAUGAGCGCCUUGUGGAUGCUCUCCGGCAGAAGCACCCGCAUGGCUCUUCACCUCAAUCUACACUUAAGAAGCGAUAGAGCGAUGAAUGAGUCUUUAACAACCGACUCGGAGAAGACCGAAAAAGCUCGACGACAUGCUUUCUGGGGCUGCUUUAUUUCGGACCAGGUUGCAAGUUUUACCCUUGGCCGAAUACCACAGAUACCGGUCAAUGCCAUCACCGUGGACCUUCCAGCCAUAGCGGUAGAGGAAGAUGAGAGCGAGUGGAUAGCGUACGGGAUCAGCCGGCCGCGGAAACCCAGUCUCCAGUCGUCCACGUUUCACGCAGUCGCCGAGCUGUCAAAGAUUGUCAACUCGACGUUGUUGAUGUUCUUCGCCCCUUCGAAGGUGAUGAGCGGCCAUCUCCUGCUUGAAGAGUACCGCAAAUACACGCAGUGGUACGCAAAGUUGCCAGAAGCCCUUGUCUCAACGGAAGACGCCACCCCGCACGUCCUAUCCAUGCACAUGUACUACCACGCCGCGGUCCUCCUCCUCUUCCGCCCCUUCCUCAAAGCCCAGUUCACCGAAUCCGACGUCUCCCCCCGCGACGUGUGCCGCUCCUCCGCGAACGCCAUCUCCGACAUCUUCGCGCAGCACCGGCAUCUCUACAACCUGGUCGGCAUCUACACCUUCCAGCUGCACUGCCUGCUCACAGCCUGCACGAUCCACAUCAUCAACCUCCCCGCCAUCGCAUCCGGCAAAUACCUCGCCGCCGCGUGCAACCACAUGCAGGACCUGACGUCGCGCUCAAAGUGGGCGACGCUAAACCUCAGCAUCAUCAAAGGCCUCGUCCAGAAAUGGAACAUCAUCCUGCCCAUCGAAGCCGAGCAGGCCCUGUACAAGAACCAAGACACGCUCUCCGAGUUCGACUUCGGCGACGCCUCCCAGGCCGACACGUUCCGCCCCGAGAAGCGGCCCAACUACCUCAAUCCGUCGAGCCAGGUCAUGCAGAAGAGGCAGAGGCUCGCGCCGAGGGAGACGAGGGAGCAGCCGACGAAUUAUCUCUUUGCCCCGUUUCCGAACCAGCCCGCGCCGCUGCUUGGCCCGAUCCAUACGAGUACGAGCGCGGAUACGGUAUGGAAUGACGAGUUGAGCAAGGUCGCGCAGGGGUUUGAUGGGUUGAGCUUUAAUGCUGAUGAUUGGUUUGAUCCGUUUAUGGGGUACCAGGGGGAUUGA